Molecule: messenger RNA, 3224 nt
Organism: Nymphaea colorata (pocket water lily)
Lineage: Eukaryota; Viridiplantae; Streptophyta; Magnoliopsida; Nymphaeales; Nymphaeaceae
Product: leucine-rich repeat receptor protein kinase HPCA1-like
Exons: 20
Coding region: 89-3037 (982 amino acids)
Biological process (GO): protein phosphorylation
Molecular function (GO): protein kinase activity; ATP binding; protein binding
Source: RefSeq, a predicted model, not a curated record
ACAUGGCCAUGACUAUUUUAGCUUGAGAUGGCUCCCCGAAACGCAUGGAGGCCCUUCGAUUGGUCAGUGUAAAGGAACGUUUGAGGGGAUGGUAGAAGAGUUUCAAGGACUCCAUCACCGCCAUCUCUUUGUGCUUCUCUUUCGUUUGUGGUUCUUUACAAUGGAUCGUAUACCUCGCAUGCGCUUGAAGUUGCUGCUUGUCUUUGCCGCAAGCUGCUUUGCUGCAGCGUUGGCUGACACAGACCCGCAGGAUGCUGCGGCACUUCUCUCUCUCAAGGCACAGUGGCAAGGAACACCACCAAGCUGGGAGGCGUCAGACCCUUGUGGUGCUCCCUGGGAUGGAGUCAAUUGCUCCAAUUCCAGGAUAACUUUCCUGAAGUUAUCCUCCAUGAAUUUGAUUGGAACCAUCGAUGGCAUUGGGUCACUCGUUCAGUUGAAAGUCUUGGACUUGUCUUCAAAUCCCAACCUGACGGGUCCAAUUCCACGAAGUAUAGGAGAACUAAUCAACCUUGAAACACUAAUCCUGACUGGCUGCGAUUUCAAGGGUAGUAUUCCUGCAGAAAUAGGAAAUCUGGGAAAGUUAACGCUUCUGGCACUGAAUGAUAACCAUUUAAGUGGCAGCAUACCAGCUUCACUGGGGAGGCUCUCGAACCUUAGGACGCUUGACCUUGCAUACAAUGAACUCACUGGAUCUAUACCUAUCUCAUCUGGUAGUGAACCUGGUUUAGAUUUGCUUUUUGCUGCAAAUGAUUUCAUUUUAAGUAAUAACCAGCUCUCAGGCUCCAUACCGCCGCAGCUUUUCAGUUCAAAAAUGAACCUAUCACACAUACUAUUUUAUGCAAAUAAUUUCGCUGGUGAAAUUCCUGAAACAAUAGGGCUGGUUCAAAGCCUCAAGAUCCUUCGACUUGAUAGGAACCAACUCGGUGGUUCUGUGCCUGGAAGCCUUAACAAUCUAUCUUCCAUUCUUAUGCUGAAUUUGGCAAGCAACCGCUUGAUUGGUCCUAUACCUGAUCUUGGCAACAUGGGAGACCUUUGUUAUCUGGAUUUAAGCAACAAUUCUUUUGACGCAUCACUAGCACCACCAUGGCUCACAAUGAUGGAGUCUCUGACAACAAUAAUCAUGGAAAAUGGAGAUCUCGAAGGAGCGGUUCCGGAAUCCCUGUUCAACCUACCCUCAAUUCAGACUAUAAAGCUGAGGAACAAUUCAUUCAAUGGCACACUCACUUUGGGAAGAAUCAACACUCAGCUCCAGCUUGUAGAUUUGGAAAACAAUCAUAUCUCGAAGUUGAUGCCUGAAAAUUCUUACACGAACAGCAUAUGGCUUGCUGGGAAUCCAGUUUGUUACAGUUCUGAUUUGAGGUCCUGCAAGACACAGAUUCAGGAACCAGCGCCAUAUGAAACUAGCUCGAGAAAUUGUGGCCGUGAAUGUAAACGUGGCAUGAUGCCUAACCCAGAAAGCUGUGCGUGUUCGUAUCCUUAUACUGGAGUUCUGCAUUUCAGGGCAGUUUUCUUCUCAGACUUGUCCAAUAGUACCAUUUUCAAGUCGCUGGAGGAGGAACUCUGGAGACAACUUCUUCUGACACCGGGCUUCGUGUCCAUUUCCAGGCCAGAGUUUGAUGACUGCGACCAUCUAGAUGUGCAAUUUCGACUUUUCCCAUCAAGUGGUACGUCGUUUACCAGGGAAGAAGUCAUUGAAAUUGGGUUUUUCCUGAGCAAUCAAAACUUUGAACCACCGCAUGAAUUUGGACCAUACUGCUUCAUCAUGUCAGAUCUUUAUCCAUUUCUACUAGAUCCAAUUGGCCGGCGAUCUCUCAGUCCAAGCAUAAUCAUUGGAAUAGCAGUUGGUUGCUCUGUUUUGAUCUUCAUACUUGUUGGAGUAGGAAUUUAUGCCAUCCGGCAAAAGAAGCGUGCUGAAAGAGCCACAUUACAAAGCAGACCUUUUGCAUCCUGGAGAAACACGAGCACCAAAGGCAGUGGUCCAGAACCAGAAAUAAAAGGAGCUAGUUGUUUUUUGUACGAAGAGAUCAAGAAAUUCACAAACAAUUUCUCCGAAGGCAACAUAAUUGGAGUCGGUGGCUUUGGCCAAGUUUACAAGGGGAUACUUCCUAGCGGUGAGAUCGUAGCAAUCAAGAGAGCUAAAAAUGGAGUCAUGCAAGGUGGACUCGAGUUCAAGACUGAAAUUGAGCUGCUAUCAAGAGUUCAUCACAAAAAUCUAGUUAGCCUUGUGGGUUUCUGUUUUGACAAGGGCGAACAGAUGCUGGUUUAUGAAUUUAUUGCUAACGGGACCUUAACAGAUUGCUUGUCUGGAAAAAGUAAGAUACAACUUGACUGGCAUAAGCGGCUUCAAGUUUCUCUGGACUCAGCUACAGGACUAGCUUAUCUUCAUGAGCAUGCAAAUCCUCCAAUCAUUCACAGGGACGUGAAGUCCGCAAACAUUCUUCUUGAUGAGGACCUGACUGCAAAGGUUGCAGAUCUUGGUCUAUCAAAGCUCGUCCCGAACGUUGCCAAAGUGCAUAUCUCCGGUCAAGUUAAGGGCACCCUGGGGUACCUGGAUCCUGAGUAUUAUACAACUCAGAAGCUGACGGAGAAGAUAGAUGUGUACAGCUUCGGCGUGGUCAUGAUGGAGCUGAUAACAGGGAAGAAACCAAUCGAGAGGGGCAAGUACCUCGUCCGUGAGCUUCAAUUAGCCAUGGAUAGAUCCAAAGAACUCUAUGGCCUCGAAGACCUACUGGAUCCAGCCAUCAAGAAAGAAGGUGCUCUUAUUGGAUUCGAGAAAUUUGUGGAUUUAGCCUUGAGGUGCGUUGAGCAGACAGGAGUUAACCGGCCAAGCAUGCGAACGAUCGUAAUGGAACUGGAAAACAUUUUGCUGAAGGCGAUGGACAUGAACCCUGCAACGGCCAUAUCAUCUUUUCUUGAAUCCACAUCAAGCGAUCUUCAUCAUGGAUACAAUUAUCCACUCUCUAUCAGUGGGACAGAGAGCCAUACCUUCAGUAGCAGUGAUGUCUACACAUUCUCGAAAACAAUUGAACCAAAAUAGCAUGUUCACGUACCUUCUCAUCUACCAGGUACUGUUCGUUGUUGGGAAUGCAGUUGUUAUGACUGUUAUUACUUACGUGCCUAAGACUGGUGAGCGAUUAAGACUCUGCUUUUAUGUUCUAUUUUGGCAUUGCUUGCUUAAUAAUUUAUAUUUCAUGAAUGUAAAUAGUAAUCUGUGUUGCUUAAAA